This is a messenger RNA of Tuber aestivum (summer truffle), 693 nucleotides long. The record is from the annotation of a GenBank genome assembly. Lineage: Eukaryota; Fungi; Ascomycota; Pezizomycetes; Pezizales; Tuberaceae.
CCAUUUCCACCUUCUUUUCCUCCACUCCACUCUACCUUUCCUCUAACCUCCAACCACCAACACAACCAAAAAUGACAGACACAGACCCAACAUUCUACCAACGCUUCUACCACGCAGCCCGCAUCGCCGGACCCCCCCCAGAUCUAGACCCGGAAAAGGCGGGGAGGACCAAUACCCGUACCACCACAUCGUAAUAAACCCCCCCCCCCGCCAACCCUUCUUCUCAAAAAAAACAUAUCGAACCGAACGAAACUGACUCGCGGUUAGGAAGGAGGAUCAGGAUGAGAAGGAUACAUGGCUAGCCCGCGAGAAACGGAAAAGUAGAAGAUCCUACCUACUCUGCGUCGCCGUCCUCUCCAUAAUCCUCGUCGUGGGCAUCGGGGUCGCGGCGUUGGUCGUCUCUCUCGGGCAUUGGGGCAAGUGAUGUUAUCGGCCGGUCGAUUUGGAAAAAACAAUACAUUUGGAUGAAAUCUUUUUUUUAUUUUUAUAUAUAUAUCAUACCUCUCUGCUCUGCUCUAGAAGCAUGAUCGGUCGAUUGGUUAUCCGUCACUGGAAUGACGGAACGGAGUUGCGAAAUCGUUGGAUUUUUUUUUCCUUUUUUUCCCCCGGUUUUUUUUAUUUUAUUUUACCAUACCGGUAUUCACUCACUGGAUGGAGUGAACGUUCGUUUAUUAUAGAAAGAAAGAAAGAAAG